AUGUAUUCUAUACAUUCUAAACAUAUCAUUUGGACUAAACCAAAGUCUAGGAACCGAAACCUCUCAUUCCGCUCGCGCAAAGAGCCUCCCCGACAGCGGUUUAGCAUCUCCACAUUCCGUGGGAUGCAAGCGCCGGAGCUCAGUCGCAAGAUGACCAAGCUGAUCAAGAGCGAGAACACUGCCAUCGGUGCCCACGAAGCUGCCGGUCGUGAGCGCACCUCGAUCGCUGCCCAGCUUUCUGACUGGGGCGAGUCGACUGAAGACGACAAUGUCUCCGACAUCUCCGACAAGCUCGGCGUGCUCCUGGCUGAGAUCGGCGAACAGGAAGACGGCUUUGCACAGAACCUCGAGGAUUACCGUGGUAUCCUGAAGCAGAUUCGUAACAUGGAGGCCUCGGUGCAGCCAUCGCGCGAGCAGCGCCAGAAGGUCACUGACGAGAUUGCCAAGCUCAAGUACAAGGACCCUUCGAGCCAGCGACUGGUUACGCUGGAGCAUGAGCUUGUCCGAGCUGAGGCUCAGAACCUGGUUGCUGAGGCGCAGCUGUCUAACAUCACUCGCCAAAAGCUGAAGCAGGCCUAUGAUAUCCACCUAGCGGCCGUUAUUGAGCGCGCCGAGAAGCAGACCAUUCUGGCUCGCCAUGCUCGUCGCCUGCUGAACUACAUUGACGACACUCCCGUUGUUCCUGGUGAUGCACGUCAGGCAUAUGACCAUGAGCCCUUGGCUCGCCAGAUCCUCGAGGAUGCCGAGAAUGAUCUCCGUCAAUGGGAACCUAGCGUUCAGCCUAUCACCACCGCCGCGGGCCGGGACUCUCCGGUUCACACCAACGGUGCCGGUGUCAAUGGAAUCGAUGAUGCAUCGGAGCGUCAGUCCGAUGUUCUCGAGAAUGUCUCUGUGGCUGAGGGUUUCACCGAACCAGUGGGUAGCGGUGCCCUGCCUGCGAAGAUGGUAGUUGAGCCUGCGCCUGCGUGA
This is a messenger RNA of Penicillium verrucosum, 969 nucleotides long. Its product is annotated as Eisosome component PIL1/LSP1 family protein. NCBI's taxonomy places the organism in Eukaryota, Fungi, Ascomycota, Eurotiomycetes, Eurotiales, Aspergillaceae. Gene Ontology annotation, cellular component: eisosome filament; plasma membrane. The record is from RefSeq and is a predicted model, not a curated record. Gene Ontology annotation, molecular function: lipid binding. The coding region runs from base 1 to 969 and encodes 322 amino acids. The transcript is spliced from 2 exons. Gene Ontology annotation, biological process: eisosome assembly; negative regulation of protein kinase activity; endocytosis.